This is a messenger RNA of Daldinia loculata, 1140 nucleotides long. Its product is annotated as N-terminal nucleophile aminohydrolase. Gene Ontology annotation, cellular component: proteasome core complex, alpha-subunit complex; proteasome core complex; nucleus. Bases 249 to 1043 code for a protein of 264 amino acids. The record is from RefSeq and is a predicted model, not a curated record. Lineage: Eukaryota; Fungi; Ascomycota; Sordariomycetes; Xylariales; Hypoxylaceae. Gene Ontology annotation, biological process: ubiquitin-dependent protein catabolic process. The transcript is spliced from 3 exons.
GUUACCUAAGCCUCUGGAGCUAGGGCACCAGUACUAGACCCAAAAGAGACGAACGACGAAGCUCUUGAGCUGCCUUGCGGUUGCUGAACGUUCAAGUCUGUAAUUCGGGUAGCUCCAGCCUUGCAUUUCCGACUCGAAUAUCCAACUCGAAUAUCCAACCUGCGAAUACCUUCCCAACGCAUAUACACCACUAUCUACCUCCGCACGCCCAAUACUAAUUACUAUCUGAACUACGACAUACCGACAUAAUGUUCAGAAACAACUACGAUAACGAUUCCGUCACAUUCUCCCCGCAAGGGAGAAUAUUCCAGGUCGAAUAUGCCGCCGAGGCCGUCAAGCAAGGUUCAGUGGUGGUGGGUUUAGUUAGCAAGACACAUGCAGUUCUAGUCGCUAUCAAGCGAAAUGCAGAGGAACUCUCGUCGUACCAGAAGAAACUGUUCGCCGUAGACGAGCAUGUCGGCCUAGCCAUCGCCGGUCUGACCUCAGACGCCCGUGUCCUCUCCAACUUCAUGAAGCAGCAGUGCCUGUCGCAGCGGCUAACCUACGACCGCGCGAUGCCCCUCGAGACCCUCGUCUCGCUCAUCGGCGACAAGGCACAGCUCAACACCCAGCACUACGGCAAGCGGCCAUACGGCGUCGGCCUGCUGGUGGCGGGCGUGGACGAGGCCGGACCCCACCUAUUUGAGUUCCAGCCCAGCGGUAUGACCCAGGAGAUGCUGGCGUGCGCUAUCGGAGCCCGCUCCCAGAUGGCACGUACCUAUCUCGAGAAGAAUCUAGAUAGUUUCGCGGCGUGCGGCCGGGAGGAGCUUAUCCUCCACGGACUGCGCGCUCUAAAGGAGACGCUAGUCCAGGACCGCGCGCUGACCGUUGAGAACACGAGUGUGGGCGUUGUAGGAUUAAAGGAGCCCGGAAAGAAGGGCCUCGAGUUCUUCAAGGUGCACGACGGCGCAGAGGUCAAGGACUGGAUCAACGGCGUAGCAGACGACAACGAUGCGAGCGAGGAAGCGGUAGAAGGAGGAGACGGCAUGCAGGUGGAUGAGUAGACGACGUGAAGGAAAAGGAACAAAUCAUGCUACGGUAAAAGAAAGGCACAAAUAAUUGCAUUUCGCUCGGGCGUAUGGACUCGGGAGGUGCUAUGUC